CCCCGCCGCCAUCAGUUCGUAUAGGAUUGCCUAAGAGUGCGGACGUCACAAAAUGUUAUCAACGCGAGUUUUUUUCGCCUGCGCGCUAUUGGCCGCAGUGGCGGCUCUUCCGACAGACAAACCUUCUUCAACUGACCUUCCGAGACCUGUCACAACUAUCACAGAAGACGACUUCGACAGCGGCGAGGGAGGAUGGUUCAGUUUCCCACUUUUCGGGAACCUGUUUGCUCCACUAUGGCGAUUGUUCCCGAGCUUCGCCGAUUUCGGACCGAAAAUCACGACAGACGACGAUAAAUUCCAAGUUGUUGUAAACGUUAAGGAUUACAAGAAGCCAGACUUAAAGGUCAAGGUUAAAGGAGACUUCAUCUUCGUUCAAGGAUCGCACGAAGCUAAGCAAGACGCCCAUGACAUAUUUGCAAGCCAGUUCUUCCACACGUAUACUCUGCCUUUCAACUCUAGUGGGUCAGACGUCACUGCUGACCUGACCAGCGAUGGAUAUUUGAUCGUAGCAGCUCCAUUGAAAGGAACCGAAAAUAGAGCGAAAGAAUCCGACCGAGAAGUGCCUAUAAACGAAACUGGAGUUCCAUUCCUGAAGGAGUCUAAGCCUGCUGAUGUGACGACUCAAGCGGUCCCCGAAGACGACAGGAAAGAACCAACCACACCUUCUGAACGGGAAGAAGUAACGGAAAAGGACAAUGUUAUCCCCCAUGGUAACGAAAUCUCCCCUUAAGUGAUAUAGUCAUAAGUAUUUAACGUUAAAGCAGUAUUUUAAUAAAUAUUUUUUUAUUUAAAGCCA
Messenger RNA from Plodia interpunctella (Indianmeal moth), 796 nucleotides. Its product is annotated as alpha-crystallin A chain-like. Bases 53 to 730 code for a protein of 225 amino acids. The record is from RefSeq and is a predicted model, not a curated record. NCBI's taxonomy places the organism in Eukaryota, Metazoa, Arthropoda, Insecta, Lepidoptera, Pyralidae. Gene Ontology annotation, biological process: negative regulation of apoptotic process; response to heat; protein refolding. Gene Ontology annotation, cellular component: nucleus; cytoplasm. The transcript has a single exon.